AUGGCUCCUACACGACGAACAUCCGCACGUCAGCAACUGAAGACCCCUAAUUCCGUUAACGUUACACAUGCAGAACAGGCGACUGCGGAUGAGCACAUAAUAACUCCGGUUACAGAUGAUCAUAUAGCGUCUACUUCAAAUUCAGCUUUGCACUCUUCUGCGUUCCGUGGCGAUGACCAAUCCGGCAGCCCUGCAAAGGGGAAACGGGAGCAGGAUUCCAUUGAGUGCGCCUCCUUGGGGGAGAAGCGGCUGGAGUCUACUUCAACCUCUGCUUUGCACUCUUCUGAGUGCCGUGGCGAUGACCGACCCGGCAGCUUUGUUAAGCGUGCCAAAAUACCAUGGCGAGGCAACCUUAGCAGGCGUUCUAAAAGAGCCUCUGCGGCAAAGAGAAAGCGGGAGGAGGAAACCGAGUUAGAGGCCUCUUUGAGACUUUCCAGACAAUCUCAACGGAGGCAGUAUGUUUUGUCACAUGAAACGCUUGGUUGGCGUAACUACCAUUUGUACUGCAAAUCAGUUUACACAUAUUCGUUGAAAAGUAAGAGGAAACUACCUAAACGCUUGCAAGACAACAAAAAAGCGGCUUCAUCACAAGCGCUUUUGCGGUCUCCACAGAGCCCGCAUCGAAAAGCUACUAGCAAUGCAGCCGAUGCCGCUGCAACUUCCAUUCGACGGUCCCAGGAGACCACGGCUGAGAAAACCGCACGCCAUGCAGCCGACGCCGCUGCAGCUUCUGUUGCAAGGGCGUCGGAAAGUUCCGCGUACAAGGCGGCAACGCGAUGCAAUUUCAACUUCCGCUGCUACAGCUGUAGAAGGACCUACUGA
This is a messenger RNA of Acanthosepion pharaonis, 822 nucleotides long. The record is from the annotation of a GenBank genome assembly. NCBI's taxonomy places the organism in Eukaryota, Metazoa, Mollusca, Cephalopoda, Sepiida, Sepiidae.